UGCUUCAUGAACUCCAUCCUGCAGUGCCUGAGCAACACCAAGGAGCUGCGGGAUUACUGCCUGCAGAACCAGUACCUGCGGGACCUCAACAACAACAGCCGCAUGCGCACCGCGCUCAUGUCAGAGUUUGCAAAGCUGAUUCAGCUGCUCUGGACCUCGUCCCCCAAUGAGAGCGUGAGCCCCUCUGAGUUCAAGACGCAGAUCCAGAGAUAUGCCCCCCGCUUCGUUGGCUACAACCAGCAGGAUGCACAGGAGUUCCUGCGGUUCCUCCUUGACGGGCUGCAUGGUGAGGUGAACCGCGUGCUGGUGCGGCCACGGGCCAGCACAGACACCCUGGACCACCUCCCUGAUGACGAGAAGAGCCGCCAGAUGUGGAGGAGGUACCAGGAGAGGGAGGACAGCCGCAUUAGCGACCUCUUCGUUGGGCAGCUGAAGAGUUCACUGACCUGUAGUGAGUGCGGCUACUGCUCCACAGCCUUUGACCCCUUCUGGGACCUGUCCCUGCCUAUCCCCAAGAAAGGCUACGGGGAGGUGACCCUCAUGGACUGCCUACGGCUCUUCACCAAAGAGGAUGUGCUGGAUGGGGACGAGAAACCGACAUGUUGUCACUGCAAAGCCAGGACGAGAUGUACAAAGAAAUUCAGCAUCCAGAAGUUUCCCAAGAUCCUGGUGCUUCACCUGAAGCGCUUCUCAGAGGCCAGGAUACGAACGAGCAAGCUCACCACCUUCGUCAACUUCCAGCUGAAGGACCUGGACCUCCGCGAAUUUGCCUCACAGAGCUGCAACCACGCUGUUUACAACCUCUACGCCGUCUCCAACCACUCGGGCACCACCAUGGGGGGACACUACACUGCCUACUGCAAGAGCCCCGUCUCCAGCGAGUGGCACAGUUUCAACGACUCCCGCGUUACCCCGAUGUCAUCCAGCCACGUCCGCAGCAGCGAUGCCUACCUGCUCUUCUAUGAGCUGGCCAGCCCGUCUUCCCGCAUGUAGCCAGCCCUGCCUCCCUGGGGACACCCUGCGCCACCCCUCAGAGCCGGCCCCUCCAGGUUUCAGCCAUUUGCCCCCCAGGUGCAAGAGGGAGUUUUUUUUGGUUGGUGUGUAAUAAAAGCGCUGAGCAAGGGACUCUGCGGGCAUGGGGCUGCCUGCCCCAUUGACUCAGCCAGGACCUCUGCUCCCCUGGAGGAGCACCCAGAGCUGGGGACCCAGGAGAGACUCCUCCUCCUCCCGGCACUUCCGAACCUCCUGGCAAAGGACCCCAGCCCUUCAGUUGCCUCCAUCCCAUCUCAGGCAGCACAUCCCCACCAGCUGCCCCAU
Cariama cristata (Red-legged seriema) is the source of this 1317-nucleotide messenger RNA. RefSeq names its product ubiquitin specific peptidase 2 (gene USP2). Gene Ontology annotation, biological process: protein deubiquitination. Gene Ontology annotation, cellular component: cytoplasm. Lineage: Eukaryota; Metazoa; Chordata; Aves; Cariamiformes; Cariamidae. The annotation marks the transcript as partial. The transcript has 12 exons. The record is from RefSeq and is a predicted model, not a curated record. Gene Ontology annotation, molecular function: cysteine-type deubiquitinase activity.